UACAGCAUUUAUACUUAAAGGGUAUAAGAAACAAGCCCCCCCCUCGAUAUCAUGUCAUUUAUAUUGUUGGAAUAUUAAAUAAAAUAGUUGUAAUGGAUUUUAUGGCUGCUGGUUCUAAAAGUAAAUCAGCUCUUCAUUUGUAGCACAGGAGUAUAACUUUAAUUAUAUCUCUUCUGCAUAUACUGCCAAACCUACACCGCUGCAGAACGUAGUGCGCACGCGCAGCCUCUUAUUUCCGGCGGGAAAUUGCCGGGCGCCCGCCCCUAUUAAAAUUGUUUAGCAAAACAAAACAAACCAGUUUCCGGCCGCGAAAUUUAAAAAAAAUAAGAAGUACACAAAAAAAAUAAGCCUGAAAAAUUUACAUCACCAAGAUAUUGAAAUUUUCUAUCUCUGAAAUUUUGCACCACCUACUUUACGGCCUGCACCAAAGGCGAAAAUAAUGGAUAAGCAUCGGAUGUCGUACCGGCAGACCUUCGUGGUCGCCAUUAUAGUUGUUUUAGUUGUAGCCUCGCUGGGUUUCGUUCAUGCAAACGACGAUGCACAACACUGUAUGAUGAGUUGCAAAACUAGAAACGGAAAAGGAUGCAUUGGUCGACUUUACCAGCUCUCCGAGGAGCUUAGUCGUGUUGCUAAGUUGCCGGUAGGUUCGCAUGUUUGCCGGCGACAUUGGGAUAUGUUACGAAGAAGCAACUUGCGCUGCUCAUGUCCCAUGCACGAUAAACAACAGCCCUCACGUCUGAACAAGCAACCUAUUCCAAGUCGUUUUUAUCCGGUAUUUGACGAGAUUGGGCUAACAGUGGCAGAAUACCAGCCUGGUACUCGGUGGUGUUACCGGUGCAAGUUGCUCGCCUAUAAGAAAUUUGAAAGCCGUCCUCAAACAAGUAGAAAACCAGUCGCGGUGUAUAUUUUUAUUCGGGAAAACAACCACUCCUCUGCAGUGCCUCUUCGCUGUAAAUUGCUAUGUAUUUCUUCCUGUAUUUUCAAUCUGUUUAACAAAAUAUAAAAACGAGUACAUAGAAAAGGCUUGAACAUUCUUUCGUUCUUUUUAUUAGGAAAAAGCAAAUAGUAGUACAUCCGCCAUCAGCACAGAACAACAACUACAAAAGCCAACGUGUUAAUGGAUAGUCAAGUAUGGGACCAAAUAAAGACAACAAUCAAAGAAUUGGAUGAAGGUAAUUCACUGGGCCAACUAGUGCAACAAUUUCAGAUGGCUCUAUACCAUCAUGCCCUCAGUAGUGAAGCUCCAUUAUAUGAGCCAGCAGCAAUGAAAGCGUUCACACAAAAACACUCUCCAGGUCUGUUUGAAAUGCUUUUAAGUUCAAUAACAAGGGAGGACUCCAGACUCUCAGAUGAACGUCAAGCUGUACAGGAGCAAAGAACUGUUGUUCUCCUUCACACACUGGCAUAUUUCAGGUCUCAGAAAACUUCCACCCUACAAAAGGAUGAAGGGCUAUUCCUACAACAUCAUGGUGCUUCUAGGACAGCAAUCAAUUCAGGAAGGAUACUUGGUUUCAGUACAAGUCCUAGAAAUAUUGAUUCUCACAAGAAAGCACUAAUAACAAAAUAUCCAGACAUACUGAUGAGAAAGGUUAUCCUGGCAACAGAGAAAGGAUUCCUAAUUGUACAACUGUUGGAUGACUUCCAUAAUAUUUUGACUGUUAGACUACCAACAAAUCUGAAGCUAUCAUUAGCUACGCACAUGGCUAGUGGCCUACUGGACAUCCAUCCUUCAAUUCCUGCUGUUCCUAUUCCUACAAGAGAUACAAGACACAGCCGAGUGAUUGUGAAGAUAGGGAAUGAAAAUAAAAUUUGCAGAGGAGGAAUUGUUCUAGACUACAUAAAAGAGUUGUUUCAAAGACCAGUGUUAUCAAAAAUGUACUUGGAAGCAAAUCACCAAUGCAUUUCACCAAAAUACAUCCAACAACAACUAAAGGAAUUGAUGUAUUCUAUGGAUUUUAAUGUAGUUAUCUAAAGGUCAGCAAUCCAUAUAAGAAAAAUACUGUUUUCUCUUUUUAAAAAAUGUUUUAAUAUUGACACUUCCUAAAUAUUUUUCCAGGCACAAUACUUUAUUCCCCUAUAUGGACCUACCACCCAAUAAAUAUGUACCUCUCACAUUAGUAGAGUAAAAUAAAAACAAAAACAAAUAUGGAACAUUAAAUAUGCCAAAUUAUCAUUUUUUUUCUUUUUUUGUAGGGUCUAUUCUGGGUUGUCGCACGAUGAGCUCUGUACCCUUGAGUCUACUAAUUUAAUAGAUGAGUUUGAGCAAUCUUUGAAAAGUAUGGAGGACUAUAAAUCAGCCAUUGAUCACAUAUUCCUGUGCUGUCCACAACUGGAACAUUACUUGAAAAAAUUUGUAGUACCAGCACCCGGGGACUGGCCAACUUGGUUUUAUCAAAAGAAACUCAUUGCUCAAGAAGUCAAUGCAGAUGCCAGUUUCCUAUCAGUCAUCCCAGAGCAGGGCCCAUUUCAUGUUUUCCUGAAUCUACAAGAAGAUGUUGUAAAAAUUUAUGACUUCUUAUUUAAAAAAGUGUACAAAGAGACAUUUGGAUCUGACUUACCCAACAAGCCAAAGCCUUUUCGCGUCAGCCUGGUAAUAACUGCUGUUUUUCUGGCGUGGGGCAAAUUACGUGAUAAAGUUCUCCUAAAAUUCAAGCUCUGCAAAGACAUAGAGUAUGCUUCCAUUCUGUUUCUUUUAGAUGAGGUGGUUCCCAUAUCAUUCUUCCACUAUCCUGUUACAUUCAGGUCUGGAGACAUGGACUCAUAUAUAACAAUGAUGUUAAAGUUAUCUCUACUGUUUAUAAUCUGGAAAAGGCAUCAUUAUGACAGAUCAACACUCUCGAUGCUUAGUGACUUUUCUUUUCACAAACAACAUUUUUCACAGUACCAUGAACUUAAAAAGAAAUGGAUGGCUCUAAUAACAGAAAAGAAAGUUGAAAUCUGGCAUAGUGUGCUACGCAGCUUCAUUUCAAGUUAUGACAGUGCUAGUCAAAUUAGGGACAAAGCCCUGUCAUUUGCUGCAUCAAAGACAGAACAGCUCUUUCAUAACUAUUUAACAACACCAUACAGUGGAGGUUAUUCUGAAAAAGACCUAAGUUUGGUGACUGGUACAGCUGCUGAUGCAAUACUGAAAAUCAUCAAGCAAGUUGGUCAAAAUCUGGGAAAAGCAAAGCAGGUUCCACAAGAAACAAAUGCAAGAGGGCAGCCUAAAGGAGACAUGGAAUUUUUUCUUCCACAUUUGAUGUUUGCUCCCUGACAUUUGUCUCGUUUUCACGGCAGCAGUAGAACUUUUGAGUUUAGAGUGCCAGCAAAUCCCACAAACGCCGUCAAACUUGAGGAUUUUACCCUCGAUCCAGCAAAAAAUCUUCCUGGAACCUUAACACGAGUACAUUUUCUUGGUGUAUGUGUAAUUUUUUGCUCCUGUUAAGUCCAUUUUGAGCCAAACGUUUGUGUUUAUUAUAACAGCUUUGGGAAACUCGUGUUUCGUUCGCCAUUUUGAAUGACUCUUGUCUCGCGCAUGCGCAGUCGUUCUGCCGCGGUGUCUGCCAAACCAAUUUUUUACCAAUGCUACAUACAUGUAUUUUCAUUUUGCCAGGCAUAUCAAGCAAUAAUUUUUUCCCCUUACAAAUAAAGCAUUUUUGUUUCAUCCUGUAAAA
This is a messenger RNA of Nematostella vectensis (starlet sea anemone), 3653 nucleotides long. RefSeq lists its product as uncharacterized. Bases 1118 to 1972 code for a protein of 284 amino acids. The record is from RefSeq and is a predicted model, not a curated record. Lineage: Eukaryota; Metazoa; Cnidaria; Anthozoa; Actiniaria; Edwardsiidae. The transcript has 6 exons.